AAAGAAUUCCACACGCGUCACAACCACAUUUGACGAGUAUCCAGGUAUCUAUUCUCUUUUAAACUAUCCCAUUAAAAUAUUCAUUUUCCCACUUAUUUUCUAUUGUUUUUCAAAUUCCGUCAUUACACGGAAUCCCACACCAUUUCCAUUUCGUCUCUCCCGCUGAGCCGAAACCACACGACUCCACCCGAUUCAAUCCCUCAAGUUUAGGGGUGAAGUUAUUUUAAGGUCUGAUUUUGGUUAUUGGUUAUGUCCAUAUGGACAACAAUUCAGAAGGGUUUUUAUGUAUUUACGAUUUUGCAUUGAGUCGGUGUAUAUUUUAGUUCACCUGUAUCGAUUAUAUAUUGAUCGUGAUCUACGAAGAUGAGUAAAAGUAGCAGAACAGAAAGCCAUGAGAAGUACUUGGAUCAUACACACAAGUGAAUAAAUAUGGGAGGCUGCUGUUGUUGUUCUUCAAACCGUGUAGAAUGGGACAAUUCACCCCGAUUAUAUCAUUAUCCAGUAGUAUCAGAGGAUCGGCAGCCAUUAUCAGUACAUAGCGGUGUAGCUUCUGUUGUUCCUACAGGGCUUUUAGUCGAUACAAAUCUUGACACUUCCAUACCAGACACUUACAGACACCCACCAGCACCUUUACCAUAUGAAGCAAUUGUUGGGGAUCCUCAAACUCAAACUCAAACUCCUCUUGUUCAAACAAAUAGUUCUGAUUCUAUUGAAGAUAUAAAAAUCAGUAAUAAUGGUGAAAAUCUGGCUAAGGAAACCAUGGAAUCUGAUUGCAAAGACCAAAUUGAUAUCAAACUUGUUGCUACUGAAGAAGAUGAUGGCGAAGUCAAGAAGUCAAAUGCACCUUUUGUAGCCCCUGAGGAGUGUCCUACAUGUCUUGAAGAAUAUGAUGAAGAAAAUCCAAAAAUAAUCACAAAAUGCGAGCAUCAUUUUCACUUGGCGUGCAUUCUUGAAUGGAUGGAAAGAAGUAAUACGUGUCCUGUGUGCGAUCAGAUAAUGGAACUCAACUUUCCAAUCAACGACUAGCGGUGGAUAAAGGCUAGGCUAUGAUGUGGUGCAGUUUAGCGUUAAGACUAUGUGGUAUGGGCAACUUGAAGUGGUGUUAUAACAAGAAACAACAAGAUGAGGGGGUGGUGUUCAUGGUGUUAUAACACCAUGUUAAGAGGAGAGAGAUAAUUUGGCAGCCAAUAGAUGAUCACAUUUCUUCUUGUCAUGGAGGCAACAAGAACCACCACAACAAGAUGCAACAAGAAUGAGGGGUGGUGUUUUUGAUGUUGUAACGACAUUAUGCGCUGCCAACUCAGCCACAACAAGAACCAACAUGACCCACACCGUAUGCUCUAAAAAUGCAAACUGCCUAGCAUAAUUGGUUUGAC
Messenger RNA from Lactuca saligna, 1376 nucleotides. The record is from the annotation of a GenBank genome assembly. NCBI's taxonomy places the organism in Eukaryota, Viridiplantae, Streptophyta, Magnoliopsida, Asterales, Asteraceae.